CUUUGUCUUCAAAAUUCUUGGGGGUUUCCAACCUGGAUAUUAAUAAGCUUUUCCUAUAAAGGGAUCCCUGUGUGAUCACUGUGUACAAACAUUCCUUAUGUAUAACCCACUCUCCUGGUUUUCCAGGUCCGAGAACGAGCCAGAGAGAAACACAGGAGUUGAAGAAGCUGUUUUCUGUUAUAACAAGCCCCCUGGGCCAACAUCAGGAUAGAGACAACUUGCAGCAACUGUUACAUCCAGACAACCUCUGUAAGAUGUUUAAUGAGGUCAGUCAUCUGCUAUCUCUGACACCCUUGGAAGAUGUUGCAAGUAUUCAGACACCUUUGGAUUCCACAGGUUAUGUGAGAAAAUCAUCACCUUCCAAAUUCCCUGCUCUCUCCUCAGUCCCAGGAGGGGAACUAUUGCCAGCCUCUCUGUUGAAGCUUUCUCCACCUUCCUCAUUCUCUCUUCCCCCUAACAUGGUCAUGCCCUCAGCUGACCUUCUCUCACCUUCCCCGUUGAGUGACUCUCUGCCACCAGAGCCUCUUCCUGCCUUGGACUCCAAGGCCACAGAAGACCCUUUGCCACCCCCAUCACUUUCCCUCCCCCCUCCCCCACCACAUCCCACUCAGGAAACAGACACUCUUCUACCACAAGAUGCCACUCUGCCUGUGGUGAGCAGUCCUGCUGGCUUGUCCACUUCUGUUCCAGUGGGAGGCAUGGACCAUUCCAGCACAGAGCCCCCUGCCAAGAAUAUGCUGUCUUCCAAUUUGGCACAAGAUGGUGUAAAACAGCAAUUUCUUGCCCUCCGUUCUGAGAACUUAUCUGGGGGAGACACUGUAGCCUACUGUGUGGAGACUCAUAAUAUCUGGUUUCUGCCCCCUGCUGUCCUGACAUGCCUGGAGAGACAAAUCAAAAAGAGGGGUGAUGUCCUCAAGUGGAAAGAAAAGGAAAAGAAAGCAGAAUCUUUUCCAAAACAACACCAGCCAAAUUACCAAGGAUUUUCUUCAGAGAAAAGGUCAGAGUCAGCUGCUGAUCAGCAGGACUCGGCCAUUUCUCUUCUUUCAUGGAACGAAAAAGGCAAAUCAGAGGAACCACAGGUGGAUCAGCAGUCCCCUUAUCCUAGGAGCUUUGAGGAUCAUUUACAGAAAAACUACACCCAGCUUUUCUAUGGUGUCCCAUCUCUACACCCCAAGUCCCUUAGCCCUAGUGUACCAGCUUCAGGUGAUUAUUCCUCAGCCUUUGUCUGCUUCAAUACAGCAUCCAUUGAUGCCACAGCCCACAAAUCCCCAGUCCUUCUCUAUACCCCACCUGCCUUCUUGCCUGUGAGCCAACCUCAACCCUUGCCCAAGACCUCUUCCCAACCUCAGCCCCAAUAUCUCACUCCUGAACAUGCCCAGACCCAGCUUCAGCCUCAAUCCCCACUCCCAAUUCUGUCACCUCCUGAAAACCAGUUUAGGAUCUGUGGAGUGCGUGAUCUUGGACACAAGAACGAGGCACUAUCUCUGGUGCCAUCUGAAAUUCAUGACCUAGAAUACAAUGUGACACAAAAAUCACAGGAAAGUCUGUGGGGUUUACCCUCUGUGGUCCACAAAUCCCAGGAGGACUUUUGUCCUCCAGCUCCCAACAUUGUGUUGGUUAACCCAUCCUCCAAAGCUCAUGUUGCAAUCUCCAUCCUUCCUGGAAAUUAUCUCCUUUCAGAUGAUCUUCAGAAGAAACUAGACCACCACCUUCGAAAGAGGCGUAUCCAACACUUGUGGGGCCUGCCCCGAAGAGUAUGCAUCCCUGUCACUGAUGCGUCCUCUGGAAAAAAUUCCUGAGACCUCUGAGUCAAAGAGCAGUCAUGGGCUCUCAAGAAAGUCUUUGGAUAAGAGUCAGAGCACCAAAGAUAUAAAUAAGGGGGGCUCAAGCCAACCCAGAAACCUCCAUGAACUGAGCUCAGGAAUGCUUCCUCUAAAGAUGGGAGUGAGGAAGGCACAGAGAGAUGGUACCAAGAUUGAGCAAAAUCGUCAUGUGCUGAGUGACCGAGAUAAUGUUCUGGGGUCUUCCUCAAGGAAGGAUCUAGAACAUCACUUGCAGAGUCCAUCAGGUGGAACUCCAAGUACCUCAAUGGUGAAUUCACUACAGAAACAACUUGAAAAUGCCUUGAACUCCCACCUGAGCAAGAAGUUUCAGGAAAUCAGUGAGGGUCAGAUUCCGGGCACUGUGCAUAGAUCAUGGCAUUCUAUCAAGAUGGCAUUGCCUGUAAGUGAGAAAUCCACCAGACAAACGAGUCACAAACCUUUGGCACCAACCAGGAUGGACAGCUCUGUCAAUACGACCCAGGCUAUUUCCUUCCUCGAUGCUGGCAAGAAGAAGAUAAUGGAAGAACACAUUACACUCUUUCAUAAGAGGUUGAUAUAUGGCUUUCCCGACAGGAUUCAGGAAUCCCUAGAGAUCUUUAAUGAAAAAGAUUCAUAUCACUCCUUUUCUUACUCCAAGUUUCCUUUUUCUGCCACCCGUAUUUCUGGGGUGGAUU
Marmota monax (woodchuck) is the source of this 2497-nucleotide messenger RNA. Its product is annotated as spermatogenesis-associated protein 31D3-like. NCBI's taxonomy places the organism in Eukaryota, Metazoa, Chordata, Mammalia, Rodentia, Sciuridae. The record is from RefSeq and is a predicted model, not a curated record. Bases 255 to 1799 code for a protein of 514 amino acids. The transcript is spliced from 2 exons.